AUGGAAGCAAAAGUAGCGGGGGCAGCGCCUCCAGAAGCUGCUGACCUUUUACCAAAGGGGCCACAGCCAGCGGCAGAAAAGAAAUUGAACAGUAACAAUGAAAAAGGAUCAAAGAAACGGAGCAAGCACCCGAAAGGCAAACAUGGUGGAUCGGCAAAGAGAAAGUCGAGAAGUCGGUCUAAAAAGAAAACAAAAAGAACUGGAUUUUGUUGCGCCAAAAAGAAGAAGAGCCGUUCCAGAAAACAUAAAAAGAAAGUUAAUAAGAAGCAACCUCAUGCUCACGGAAAACCUCCACCACUGGCGCCAGCACUGGAUGAGAAACUGGGCGACGUCGUGUUAGUGAAAAACAUAACCACUGGAAUGGAUGCAAAACCCGACGCUCCUCAAUUUCCAAGAAGUAUGGAAAAAGUUGAAGACUUGGAUGAUAACAACAAGGAUAAGGAGAAAGAAAAGGAAAAGGAAAAAGACAAAGACAAAGAAAAUAACAAAGACAAAAAAUUCUCUGAAAGGAAAGCUCCUAUCAAAUUGUCCAAGGAAACUGUCAAAGCUUCAAAAGAAGUUAUCAAAGUGCCGAAAGAUGAUGAUAAUACUGGUAAAAUGGUUAAGAAAACCACUGGUCAGUCUGCCGAUUUAAUUCCAAACUUUUCCAAAGAAAGAAUGAAAGAAAAAGAAAAAGAUAAGAGUGAUGCAGAAAAACGAUCUCCAGAUCGAAAAGACGAAAAACCAGCUAAAAUUACUACUGAAUCGACAAACGAAGAGUUCAAGGAUUCUAACGCAAGGUCAUCGAAGGCAGAUGAAGAAAAGAAGGAAAAAUGGAUGAAAUUAGCUAAAAAGAUUGCAGAUGAGGGGGCUUCAACACCUGAAAAAGAAUUCAGCACGAUGGGAGAUUAUAUUCCGGCAUAUGUAUCAAAGGAAGCUUUCAGUGAAAAUAUGGAGAAGAACAGAUUUUCAGAUGUGGUUUGCCUAGACCAUUCUCGAGUUACACUUGCCGACGGAACCUAUAUUCAUGCAAGUUGGCUCGAAAUCGAAGACAACCACAACAUGAUUCUCACUCAAUUUCCAUUACCUCAUACCGCAGUUGACUUUUGGCAAAUGAUAAUUGAACAACGUGUAAAAGCGAUUUGCCUUAUAAUGACUGAUGAUGAAUAUAGCACUCUCGGUGGAGAUUUUGUUUUUCCACAGAAUAGAGAUUUCCUUCAUUUUUCUGAAAAAUCUAUUAGAGUUGGUGAAUUCAAUGAAAUUGAAGUCAACAAAGGCUGGACAUUACGGGUGCUAAGCAUCUCUAAUGGUGCUUACAAAUCAUUUUUGCACCUUCAUCAAUUCAAAUGUUGGCCACACAAUGAAAUUCCGAAAUCGACGAAAUCGGUAUGGCAACUACAAUCCGCCCUUCGAAAAUAUCCAAAGCCUAUUGUAAUUAUGAGUCUAUCCGGAUGUGGAAGAGCUGGAACAUUGGCCACUCUCGAGUAUGCGCAUGCUUCCCUACAUAGCAGAGCAUCCCAUUUCAGCUUAGAAGAUUGCCUAAAGAAGGUGCGCACAUGUCGAUUACAUUCCGUACAGAAUGUAACACAAUACUCGUUUAUCUACUCUCUACUGGCUGAGCAUGUUUUGGGAAAUGUUUAA
Messenger RNA from Caenorhabditis bovis, 1620 nucleotides. Lineage: Eukaryota; Metazoa; Nematoda; Chromadorea; Rhabditida; Rhabditidae. The record is from the annotation of a GenBank genome assembly.